AUGAGCGGUAUUGAUAGAGUUUUAGGCAACAUUUAUGUUGGCCCCGUCCAGCCUAUCAUCGAUCAUGUGCCGUUGAAGGUUGAUCACAACAUCUCGCAUAUACUUUCGGUGAUGAAAUUUCAGAUACUGCCCGAAUAUCUUAUAAGAAAGAGCUAUACUUUAAAGAAUAUUCCUAUCGAUGAUGAUGAUACCACGGACGUGCUGCAGUUCAUCAAUGAGACCAAUACUUUUUUAGACCAUUGCCUUUUCCCCCAUGAACCCGAGUACAAUCCCACGAAGGUAAACUUCAAGAAAAAGCCUCAGAAAAAUGGGGUGUACGUUCACUGCCAUGCCGGCGUCUCAAGGUCUGUAACUUUUGUUGUUGCGUACCUCAUGUACCGCUAUGGUUUAAAUUUGAAGUCAGCGCUAUAUGCCGUUCAAAGAAAGCACCCAGGUGCUCAGCCUAACGACAACUUCAUGGAGCAACUGAAAAUUUAUCAGAGUAUGGGUUCCUGCUAUGUCGAUAAUGAUUACCAGGCUUAUAAGGUUUGGAAAUUAGCCAAUUCUGUAAAGGAAGACGUCACCGGUGAGACAAUUUUGGCUCAAGAAGAAACUUUCAAGCACAACGACCAGAAGAGGCUACAAGAGAUGACGCCAGAGGAGAUAGAGAAGGUAACUGUCAUACGUUGUAAAAAAUGUAGACAACACCUCGCGCUUUCGACAUCUUUUAUCGAGCACGAACCUCCCAGUAAAGAAUCCAUGGAGGGUCAUUUCAUCAGAAGAGCCGCGGGUGGAAAAAGAAUUAUCGACAUACAGCAAUCUCAGGAAAUGUGCUCACACUUCUUCGUGGAGCCAUUAAAUUGGAUGAAACAGGAGUUACGAGGCAAACAAGAGCUGGAAGGAAAAUUUAGCUGCCCCACUUGCACAUCAAAGGUAGGAGCAUAUAACUGGAAGGGUUCAAGGUGUAGUUGCGGAAAAUGGAUGAUACCUGCCAUAUAUUUACGAAGCGCGAAGUUGGAUCAAGUGGCAUAUGCAAAAAAGGCGUUGCCAAACGUGGUGGGCUCUGAAUUGGUUCGUUGA
Molecule: messenger RNA, 1059 nt
Organism: Lachancea nothofagi CBS 11611
Lineage: Eukaryota; Fungi; Ascomycota; Saccharomycetes; Saccharomycetales; Saccharomycetaceae
Source: the annotation of a GenBank genome assembly